GUGUGCUCUUGAGAUCUGGGGAGGGGGGCAAAAGUCAGGAGAGAGCAAAUAAAAAGAAAUCAAACUAAGCUCCCCCUCCCCAGAAGAAACUUGCCCUCCAGCCACCACUCACACACACAUCGAAGGCCUCUGAACAUAGUCACCUUGCUGGAGGAACAGCCAGACAGAACUGACCUGCUUCUGCCCCUCCUCCUCUCCCCUUCCGGUGAAUGAGGGGCUGUGGUGGAUGGUCCCCCUGUCUUGGAGCCCUGGGUGGACAAAGGAGCUUCCGGAAAGAGAGGAGGAGGAUGGCCAGUGGGAAUGGGCUCCCUUCAUCCUCGGCCCUGGUGGCCAAGCGCCCCUCCGCCCUGGGCCCAUUCCCCAGAUACAUCUGGAUCCACCAGGACACACCCCAAGACAGCCUAGACAAGACUUGCCACGAAAUCUGGAAGAGAGUUCAAGGCUUGCCCGAGGCCUUGCAGCCCAGGACCUCAAAGGAACAGCUGUCUGCCCCCAUGACUGGGACCCCAAGAGACAACAGGCUCGGCUUCCAAGAAGAAGCUCUGGAGCUCAGCCGUGAUAAAGAUGAGAUCUCCCUGUUGGUGGAGCAGGAGUUCUUAAGCCUGACCAAAGAGCACCUCAUUUUGGUCACAGAGAGCUCGGAGGAGCUGGAGGCCCCCGGCACCUCUCCCGAGGGACCCAGACAGCUGGCUCCCUGCCUUCUCAUACCUCCUCCAGUGGCGGACAGCAGUGAGUACCCGGGGACCUCCAUCAUUGCUGGUGAUACGCUUCUUGAGCCGAAGGUGGCCAUGUCUGUCAUCAGCAGCCGGCCGGACUGUGAUUCUGUCAUGUCUACUGUCACGGGAAUUCUGCGUGCUGCUAAGGUCAAGAGUGUCAAGGGGACAGAAGAUGGGGGCCACAGCCUGGGUGCCUCUAACUCAGAGAUCGGCAAGCUCCUGGCUCAGUUCCCAUUCAAGUCCACAGAAACGUCCAAGGCUCCUGACAACAAGAUGGUGUUGGAGGAGACAAGGGUCAUCAAGGACUUCUUGCAGAACAGCAUGUUCGGUGGCCCAGGACCCAGGGAGCCCAUGGGGCUGGGCCCAUUCCUACUGCUACCGCCUCCGCCUCUGUCUGCACCUCCUGAGAAGCUCCCUGAGCUCCCUCCUCAGAAGAGGCAGCUCCCAGUGUUUGCGAAGAUCUGCUCCAAGCCCGAGGCUGACUCUGCUAUGGAGGGGCACCUCUUGAUGGAAUGGAACCCUAGCACCAAGGAUCCAACCAAGGGUCGAGAGAGCCUCUUUCUCAGUCAGUGGCCCCAGAGCCGGAAGGACACCAGUGGUGAGGAGAGUUGCAGUGACCCAAUAGGCUCCAUGUCCAUGGCCCUGCCAUCCACGAAGUCUGUAUGGCCAGCUGAGAAGAACCUGUUCUAUGAGUUUCUUGGGGCCACCAAAAACUCCAGCGGGCAGCUGAAGCUUCGCAGCAAAAUGGAGGUGGACGGGCUGGAGCUGAAACUUAACCCACCUGUGACGGUGGCCGACAAGAACAACCUCAAGUACACAGGGAAUGUAUUCACCCCACGCUUUGCCACGGCCUGGACCUCAGCAACCUUGAACCAGCCACUGUGGCUCAACCUCAACUAUCCACCUCCGCCCGUGUUCACAAAUCACUCCACCUUCCCACAGUAUCAGGGCCUGUAUCCACAGCGUGCAGCCAGGAUGCCCUAUCAGCAGGCCCUGCACCCCCAGCUGGGCUGUUAUUCCCGACAGGUGACACCAUACAAUCCACAGCAGAUGGGACAGCAGAUUUUCCGCUCUUCCUACACCCCCCUGCUGGGCUACAUCCCCUUUGUGCAGCCCAGCUAUCCAUACCCUCACAGGACACCUCCAAAGCUCUCCGCCAAUCCCCGAGACCCUUCCCCCAUGGCAGGAGAUGGGCCGCAGUACCUCGUCCCCCAGGCGUACGGGUUUGGCUCGACGGCUGGUGGGCCCUUGAUGAAUAGCCCCUAUUUUUCCUCCAGUGGGAAUGGCAUAAAUUUUUAGAUGGUCUUCUCUUCUCCCCCCUCCUACCUUAGCCCUUGGAUCAGGGCUAAGGACUCUGGAAUUCUGGAUUCUGUAAUAGCAGCGUGGCAUGAAGUUGGAGAAGCCAAGGCUCCGACCAGGUCAUAGACAGAAAACAGCAAGACCAGACUCAUCUGUUGACCAGCUCUCUCACACACAUAGCCCCCCUCACACACAUCACCCGCCACACAUGCACCUCCCUCAUAUUCACACUCACCUGCUCAGCCAUCUAUGCACAUGUAUUUAGCUGACAUGAGUGAUUUUUUGUUUUUGUUGUUGUUGGUAAAAUAGAAAUAAGACACUUAAUUUUAGAACGUUUGUAUUUUAUGAUAAAAGUGAGAGCUGCUU
Molecule: messenger RNA, 2381 nt
Organism: Herpailurus yagouaroundi (jaguarundi)
Lineage: Eukaryota; Metazoa; Chordata; Mammalia; Carnivora; Felidae
Exons: 3
Coding region: 210-2015 (601 amino acids)
Source: RefSeq, a predicted model, not a curated record